Molecule: messenger RNA, 1262 nt
Organism: Trifolium pratense (red clover)
Lineage: Eukaryota; Viridiplantae; Streptophyta; Magnoliopsida; Fabales; Fabaceae
Product: MYB-like transcription factor ODO1
Exons: 2
Coding region: 87-908 (273 amino acids)
Source: RefSeq, a predicted model, not a curated record
AGAAGCUAUAUAUAAAGACAGUGUUGGUGAGACUUUUACUUUUGCAUUAGUUUGAAAGACUUGUUACAUUAGUUGUGUUGUGAGUUAUGGGAAGACAACCUUGUUGUGACAAACUUGGUGUGAAGAAAGGUCCAUGGACAGCUGAAGAAGACAAGAAACUCAUCAAUUUCAUUCUUACCAAUGGACAAUGUUGUUGGCGUGCCGUGCCUAAACUUGCUGGACUUAGGCGUUGUGGUAAGAGUUGUCGUCUUCGUUGGACUAAUUAUCUUCGUCCUGAUUUGAAGAGAGGUCUUCUUACUGAGGUAGAGGAGCAGCUUGUUAUUGAUCUUCAUGCCCGUCUUGGCAACAGGUGGUCGAAGAUUGCUUCCAGGUUACCCGGGAGAACAGAUAAUGAGAUUAAAAAUCAUUGGAACACACACAUCAAGAAAAAACUCAUUAAAAUGGGAAUUGAUCCCAUUACUCAUGAGCCUUUGAAUAAACAAGCCUCAUCCAAUGAUAGUUCAUCAUCCCCUGCAGAGAAUUUGUCACAACCAGACAAAAACCAUGAAGAGAAGGAAAUUGAUGGAAUUGUCAACUCAGAUGAGAAUUCAAGCUCAUCCCCAACUGAAAAUUCUUCUGGAGAAGAAUCCCUUUUGCUAGAUAGCAUUUGCAGUGAUGAUUCUCUAAUGAAUAGUCUAUGGUUGGAUGAAACACCAUUGGUUGAAGCACUUUGGGAAAUGGACACUACACCUAUAACAGAAAUAGAGAAUACCAAAAUUGAGAUGAAUUUUGUGCCUUCUUGGGAGGAUAAUUGUUCUUGGCUAUUGGAUUGUCAAGACUUUGGUAUUCAGGAUUUUGGAUUUAAUUGCUUCAAUGAGAUAGAAUCAAGUAUGCAAACUAUAGACAUGAAGGAAAAUAUUAAACAUUAGUAUAUAUAAAUAAGUAAAGUAUAUUUACCAUGAGCUCAAAUUGAAGCUCAUUGUGUUGAGUUUUAUUUAGUUAGUAAUGUUUCUUGGAAGGUGGAAGAUGAAUCUUUCUUCUUAUGAGGUUCUAAGUGAACCAAAUAAAAAAAAAAAAAAUUUAUGGCAAACCAAAAAUCAUGAAAAUGCUACAUAGUUAAUAUACUUGAUUCUAAUUGGUGUAAUUUUAUGUGUGCUCUAGUGACAAAACAAAGGUGAAAUGUCAAAAGUAAUAUUAGAGGGUUCUAACAUCUGUAUAUUGUACAAAGAUGUUUAAUUUGGAAAUAAUGAUAAAAUCUUAUGUGAUUAUUUAUUCUGCUGUAA